This is a messenger RNA of Cajanus cajan (pigeon pea), 1242 nucleotides long. Its product is annotated as putative aquaporin TIP-type alpha. Lineage: Eukaryota; Viridiplantae; Streptophyta; Magnoliopsida; Fabales; Fabaceae. Gene Ontology annotation, cellular component: membrane. The record is from RefSeq and is a predicted model, not a curated record. Gene Ontology annotation, molecular function: water channel activity. Gene Ontology annotation, biological process: transmembrane transport; water transport.
CUAUCACUCCACUUCUCUAAGCCAUGCACAAAAGGCCUUCACUUUAGCCUCUUUUUCUCCAUAACUUCUCACCUUUCAGUUUCGUUUUCUACAAAGAAUAAACCCUUUUUGUGAAGAGAGAAUAUAGUCUCAGCUGGAUCAGGAUCAUUCAUAUUGAAAUACCAGUUGUGUGUGACAAUCUUAGUUGGUUGAGGGUGCAAGAGAGAGUUUUGCUGUGAUGGCAACUCGUAGAUAUGCUUUUGGAAGGGCUGAUGAGGCCACUCAUCCAGACUCCAUGAGGGCCACUUUGGCUGAAUUUGCCUCCACUUUCAUCUUUGUCUUUGCUGGAGAAGGCUCAGGCCUUGCUUUGGUUAAGAUUUAUCAUGAUUCAGCUUUCUCAGCUGGCGAACUAUUGGCACUUUCACUGGCACAUGCAUUUGCUCUAUUUGCUGCUGUAUCUGCGAGCAUGCAUGUAUCAGGUGGUCAUGUCAACCCAGCUGUGACAUUCGGUGCUCUUCUUGGGGGAAGGAUCUCUGUGGUUCGAGCUGUAUACUAUUGGAUUGCUCAACUUCUAGGUGCUAUAGUGGCUGCCCUUGUGCUCAGGCUUGUCACUAAUAACAUGAGACCAUCAGGGUUCCACGUGUCAGAAGGUGUUGGCGUAGGACACAUGCUUAUACUUGAGAUUAUCAUGACAUUUGGGCUGAUGUACACAGUGUAUGCUACUGCAAUUGAUCCCAAAAGGGGUGCUGUUAGCAACAUUGCACCGUUGGCAAUUGGACUCAUUGUUGGGGCAAACAUCCUGGUUGGUGGGCCAUUUGAUGGAGCAUGCAUGAACCCUGCUCUGGCUUUUGGGCCUUCCUUGGUGGGCUGGAGAUGGCACAACCACUGGAUCUUCUGGGUGGGCCCAUUGAUUGGGGCAGCAUUGGCAGCACUGGUGUAUGAAUAUGUUGUGAUCCCAACUGAGCCCCCUCACCAACACCAACCUUUGGCUUCUGAAGAUUACUAGUUGCACUUGUGCAUCAAAAUAUGAGUGUUAUUAGCUUUUGUGUAUCAAAAUGUAAGAGUAUGCUUGUGUUUUGUUUUUUCAACCACCUUUCUGCUUGAGUCACCGCUAGGCUCCUGCAUGUGCAUUUUUACUUUUCUUGUUUUGGGGUCACAAAUGCCAAAAUCUACUCGAGUGUGUAGCUGUUGUAUUUUGUCUUCAACACAUACUGAAUAAAAUGUGUGUGAAACCCUAUUUUGUAUAGGGAUGUUGCUCUUGCA